UGUCGCCUCUUCCGAGUCAGGACGAGAGGGAUUUUAACUCGACUGGCCUUUCAGUUUGGUGCGUUGGCCGGGAAACCCGCGACUACCCCUCACACCCGAGAACCGACUUGGAGCUGCUGCAGACACUCUUCACAACCGAGGAGCGAGAGAGAAUUCUGUUAGAGGCUAAAAAAAAUGUUCCUGGGGCCGACGGGCGACCCACGCAGUUACAAAAUGAGAUUGACAUGGGAUUUCCCUUGACUCGCCCCGGUUGGGACUACAACACGGCUGAAGGUAGGGAGAGCUUGAAAAUCUAUCGCCAGGCUCUGGUGGCGGGUCUCCGGGGCGCCUCAAGACGGCCCACUAACUUGGCUAAGGUAAGAGAGGUGAUGCAGGGACCGAAUAAACCUCCCUCAGUUUUUCUUGAGAGGCUCAUGGAAGCCUUCAGGCGGUUCACCCCUUUUGAUCCUACCUCGGAGGCUCAGAAAGCCUCAGUGGCUCUGGCCUUCAUAGGACAGUCAGCCCUGGAUAUCAGAAAGAAACUUCAGAGACUGGAAGGGUUACAGGAGGCUAAGUUACGUGAUCUAGUGAAAGAGGCAGAGAAAGUGUAUUACAAAAGGGAGACAGAAGAAGAAAGGGAACAAAGAAAAGAGAGAGAAAGAGAAGAAAGGGAGGAAAGACGUAAUAAACGGCAAGAGAAAAAUUUGACUAAGAUCUUGGCUGCAGUGGUUAAAGGAAAAAGCAAUAGGGAAAGAGAGAGAGAUUUUAGAAAAAUUAGGUCAGGCCCUAGACAGUCAGGGAACCUGGGCAAUAGGACCCCACUCGACAAGGACCAAUGUACAUAUUGUAAAGAAAAAGGACACUGGACAAGGGACUGCCCCAAAAAGGGAAACAAAGGACUGAAGGUCUUAGCUCUGGAAGAAGAUAAAGACUAGAGAAGACGGGGUUCG
Molecule: messenger RNA, 929 nt
Organism: Sus scrofa (pig)
Lineage: Eukaryota; Metazoa; Chordata; Mammalia; Artiodactyla; Suidae
Source: RefSeq, a predicted model, not a curated record